Messenger RNA from Porites evermanni, 315 nucleotides. The record is from the annotation of a GenBank genome assembly. Lineage: Eukaryota; Metazoa; Cnidaria; Anthozoa; Scleractinia; Poritidae.
AUGGGGUGGACCCCACAACAUGACAGAGCUCUUCUAGAUGAGAUGACUGUUAGUGAGGUGUUCCAGUAUAAAAAGGGGACACCAGAAAGAGGUCAAGUUUGGGACUCCAUCGCUGCAAACCUCAAUGCUGUGGAAUACCCAAAAUUUAAGGUCCUCAAGAGGUCAUGUAGAGACCGCAAAAUGACAAACGAAAUCAAAGCAUCCGGCAUUGAUGUGGAGGUGAAUGAAAUUGACACCAUAAUUGAAGAGCUUAUUGGGAAAGAAGAUGCUGCUGUUAGCACUGGUGGCAAAGACAAGAAAAAGGUUGAAAAAGAG